Molecule: messenger RNA, 848 nt
Organism: Merops nubicus (carmine bee-eater)
Lineage: Eukaryota; Metazoa; Chordata; Aves; Coraciiformes; Meropidae
Gene: POLR2C
Product: polymerase (RNA) II (DNA directed) polypeptide C, 33kDa
Exons: 8
Biological process (GO): DNA-templated transcription
Cellular component (GO): RNA polymerase II, core complex
Molecular function (GO): DNA-directed RNA polymerase activity; protein dimerization activity; DNA binding
Source: RefSeq, a predicted model, not a curated record
GGUGGCCAAUUCCAUUCGAAGAGUGUUCAUCGCAGAAGUGCCAAUCAUAGCCAUCGACUGGGUCCAGAUAGAUGCCAACUCCUCUGUGCUGCACGAUGAAUUCAUCGCGCACAGGCUGGGUCUCAUCCCGCUCACCAGUGAUGACAUUGUGGAUAAGAUGCAAUAUUCCAGAGAUUGCACGUGUGAUGAGUUCUGCCCAGAGUGCUCUGUGGAGUUCACCCUUGAUGUUCGGUGCAAUGAAGACCAGACUCGUCACGUCACAUCCCGUGAUCUCAUCUCCAACAACCCCCGCGUCAUACCGGUGACAUCUCGGAGCAGAGACAACGACCCCAACGACUACGUGGAGCAGGAUGACAUCCUCAUUGUGAAGCUGCGGAAGGGCCAGGAGCUGCGGCUGCGAGCCUACGCCAAGAAGGGCUUCGGGAAGGAGCAUGCCAAGUGGAACCCCACGGCAGGUGUGGCCUUCGAGUAUGACCCGGACAACGCCCUGAGGCACACCGUGUACCCCAAACCAGAGGAGUGGCCCAAGAGUGAGUACUCGGAGAUCGACGAGGAGGAUGCUCAGGCUCCCUACGACCCCAACGGGAAGCCGGAGAGGUUUUAUUACAACGUGGAGUCCUGUGGUUCUCUGCGCCCAGAGACCAUUGUUCUCUCUGCACUCUCCGGCCUGAAGAAGAAACUGAGCGACCUCCAGACCCAGCUGAGCCAUGAAAUUCAGAGUGAUGUCCUCACCAUAAACUGAGGGGGCUCCUUGCAAGAGAGUGCCGUGGUAUGAGUGGUACCGAAGGGCCUUGCCUCUGCCAGGCAGUGUUCUGGGCCGGGGCUUUUGCCUCCCCUUCUCCUCCUGC